AUGCUCUACAGUAUUUUCGUGGUCCCCUUCCUGGUUUGCGGCGCGCUCGCUGCGGUAGUCCCCAAGCUGGACCAUCUUUCGAGCCUGCCAUGGUCCCCAGAUCAAUCUUGCAUCAUUCCACCCAUUACUGAUGAGCAAGUGCAAGCUCAACUGGCCGCUCAUGCUACGGAUAUCACGGAUACCACAGAUACCACAAACGGUCAGGAUACAACCCAGUAUGGCGGUGCUUCACUGUUUAACUACAUCAAUUGGGGCGGUCCACAGAAAUGGACCGACAUCGUUUCCCCAGGUAGAUCAUUGGUUGCUUAUUGCUUCUAUUCUGAGACGGAUCGUGCCAGGCUACUUGAGCGCGUCGAAGCAGCUGUAGCCCUCUGGAAAGCUGCUUUAGGCGGAGAGCGUGGUAGAGACAACGGGCAUGAUCUUCAGUUCAACGAAUGGUAUGACUACAAGGCGUCCAAGCAUCACUUGUGCUAUGAUCCGAACCCCGAAAACAAACAACAGUGGAACCCUUCGUUGCCGAGUACAACGUUGGUGAUCAGUCUGUCAAAGAAGGUAACCAACGGAGCUUACGCGACUAUGGGGGCUGGCAGGGCGGCUGAUAAAGGCAAACCCUGGAAACUCCGCUUGUCAAUCGGCCCAGAUACGACUGCCCUGGUCGUCGCGCACGAGAUCGGCCAUGUGCUCGGCAUGGGUCACGAACACCAGCGCACAGACCGCGACAAACACGUUGAGUUCGAUUGCAAAAAGUUGAAAGGCUACUCGGACGCGCUCGCUCGGGCCAGAAAGGCUCUCCCGCAAUUCAAGGACCACCAGCUGUGUCUAUUCGCAGACUACUCCAAGAAGUUUCAAUUCCCCGCUGUUCACUAUACCAUGUCCGUGGCUUAUGGUAGCCCUGCCCAGUACUGGUGGAUGAAAGCUGAUACCGAGUACGACGUGGACUCUAUUAUGUCUCCAGGCGACGUCCGCUGGGUCCGCACCAAUUACCCAUACCAAGGACCCCAUAUCGACUCAGUCGAGAAUGCGGGCAUACAAGAUGAGAAUGAGGAAGCCUCGGAUGAAGACUUUGAUCGAACUCCAUACAUUGAGCGAGGCAAGGUGACUGGCGAAGAUCCCAAGUUUCUAGGGAAGUUGGAUCGUCAACGGGCGAAGCUGGUAGAGGAAGAGAAGGCUGCUAGAGAUGUUGCCAGUGCUGCUAUUUGA
Molecule: messenger RNA, 1200 nt
Organism: Alternaria arbusti
Lineage: Eukaryota; Fungi; Ascomycota; Dothideomycetes; Pleosporales; Pleosporaceae
Exons: 3
Coding region: 1-1200 (399 amino acids)
Biological process (GO): proteolysis
Molecular function (GO): metalloendopeptidase activity; zinc ion binding
Source: RefSeq, a predicted model, not a curated record